ACUAAUUCGAGUCAGCAGACCAAUAGAUUACGCGCGUCCAUAUUUACAAUGAAGAUAAGGUUUUGAUAAAGCACUUUCCUGAUUUGGCCUUGUAUAAGUCAGCUCAUUUUCUCUCAAAUCCUCCCAGGAACUGAAUUAAAUGUAUUACUUACGUAUUGUUGACAGUGAUAGUUCGUAACAGUAUUUCUUCUUUCAGUAUUUUCUUUAGUGAUUCUCCUUUUAUCAAGGAAACAGUAAAGGUUUAUUUAGUUUGCGAAUAUUUUGUAGAAAUGUGGUCGUAGUUUUUCAUUCGGCUGUUCGGUGAAUGUACUCUAUCAUUGGUAAAUCUCAACAAGGAUUCAUCGUCCUCGUGUCUCAGAAUGUAUUCUAAUGCAUAUUCCUUUCUAUGAUCGAAGAAAAUCCUCACCAUUCGGCCAAAACAGAGAAGUAACAGGCAAAAAUAAUCCCGUCUGAACGAUUUAGGAGGAGAGACAGCCUCAAAAUUGCGAGAAUGCGGCGUGUUGUACAUGUACGUGUGCCUCUCAUGUUGAUUUUCAUCGGUUAUUUGGAGUUCACGACGGUCGGUGGCGCCGAUCCACGAAUCCAAGUCAAUUGUGGCAAGUUAACGGUCCAAGGCUACAAAGCUUGCGAAAUUUAUCACGACGACAGUUUAAAAAACUACGCAGGACCAACGGAGAAGAUUUUCCCAGGCCUGUUCUUCGGUCUCAUCACGUACGAGUGCGACCACGAAGCCGGGUUCCUGACGUCGGAGUUCGACUGCGAAAGGUGUGACUUCGAGUGUUCCGAGGUGGUGACUCGAAGAGAAAAUUUGAGCCGCCAACAGGAGACAAUUCAAUUUUGGUUGGGAGCGGUUUUGGGCAUUUGUUCCGCUUUCUUAACCAGCUACCUCGUCUAUCAAUGUUUGAAUCGUAUGCCGUGCUUGAGGUCCGAUCAGCGGAACAAUUCACACACGUAUAAUUUCGAUGCCUCCACCACAACCGACGACGUAAGAGAUGGCGAUCAGACGGGCACAAGGCAGAAGAACGGCUCGAGAAGGAAAACUUUCAAGUCGAUAGUCACGGGGCUUUUGGUGUUCAAGACGACGAGUGCUUGUGACGUAAUGCACGUGGUGGGUCCGAAUAAUAUCAGCACAUUUUGCCACGGCUCUGGGUGCGGUAGCGUGACCGAGAAUGUCACCAACAUCCUCACCAUCACGGAAAACCAAAAAAUCUGCGUGACAGAUAAUUAUGGAGAGACUGUGACUUUGAAAAUUUCCAAAAUCGCUAUCAGGGCUAGGUAUGCACCGGCUUACAACACGUCAGAUUAUUCCAUUACUGAUAAUUUCCACGGUGGCUCUUGCUGCGAGACUCACGAGGAAUGCAAUGUGGAAGACACUGUGUGUUUUAAUACGAUGGCUGCGGAAAUACCGCGUGAACUUAGGAACAAUACGGUGGAAACGGAGUGUUUUACCUCGGAUCAGACGGAGUUGCCCAUGCGGUGUUACUGGAUUUUUCUGAAAAGAAGGAAAGGACCGUUGUAUACCGUUUACAAGAGAACUGGUCUUGUUGGAAGAGUUACAUUUACGAUUCAAAACGCUAAUUCCCAUCGUUGGGUGACAGUAGAUAGCUAUGAUCUUCCUGUGCCUUUGCUUGGUUCAACAAGUAUCACCCAUUUGGAUGUGUUGGGGGAAUUUCCGGACUCCCUCCUACUUUUCAACGAAGGGCUAUAUUACGUUAAUGGGUCAGAGAUCAACAAGCCUAAAAUGGGUAUGUUUGGGGACGUUCAGAUUAUGCUCGAUGGCAAAGGUGAAGAGAUAUAUGCCAAAGAGGGAGAGGUCGGGUUUUGCAGAGAAGAUGAGUCUCAACCAUGUAUUUGUGAGUGUAAAAGUCCUAACUCUAAGAGUAUGAUUGCAAAAUUCCUAGCAAAGCGGAAUGAUUUUAAACAGCCCGAUCGCUUUGUCAGGUGGGACCCGGAACUUCCAGAAGUGGAUACGUUCGCUCUGUUGACGGGAGGCCAUGUGCGCAUGCAUUUCGGGGACGCGGACUCAAACGAACCACUGAGGCCAAACGGCACGUGCAAGUUCGAGUUUUUGAUGAGUUUUGGCUGCACAACCUGCGAGAAAAGCUCAUACUUGGUCCUGAAAGCUCAAAACAUCACGAAGGAAGGACUGAUGCCCUUCCAGUCUAAUUGUAGUUACGGCAGGCGGACCGUGAAGUGCGACCAUGAGCCCACUAAACUAGUUUUAAAGGAAAACUAUGAUGCUUGUCAUAUUAAACUUCCGUCCGGUGAAGAAUUCUUUGUGAAGAUGGAAUACCAUGCAUUCGAAACUUCUUCCGGGCCGAAUCGAAGAUCUAACGUCACUGUAAGCUUUGUUGGCUAUAGCGAGGCUUUUGAACACCUCGUGACCAGUGAGACUUUUAUAAAAGCAUUUUGCACGACGACAGUUUUCAGUAUUGUUUUUUGUUUAAUUGUUAUGAUCGUUAUUUUCAUUUAUCGAUCACACGCACAUUCGAAGGUUCAUCAGGAAAAAACUCUGAUCGAAUUGUAACUUUACUUACUACUACAAUACCUACUGCUUUACUGUGAGGAAGAACACUGUAGAAAAAUCGCAUGCCACUUUUCCCUUUUCCCUCGAUUUUCACGUACACGAGAUUAAAUUGCGAGGACAAUUCUUUCAAAAAUUUAAAGAGACAAAUUCAAGUUUCCCAGAAAAUUGCUUUUUUCAGAGGAACUUUGGCAGCGUCAGAGUUUUAUUAAGGCGUUGUCUUAAAUCUAAAAACUGUCUUAAUCGUCUCUUUCCGCGCCACGCCGGUCGUAAACGUGUUGGUAUAUUUGUCAUGACUCAGAUGAAAUUUUCUCGAAAAUAUUCCCCUCCAAAAAAUUCCCCUCGAAGAAAAUCCAUCCUGAGACCCCCCCCCCCCCCCAUAUGAUCCUCCCAAUUCAAAAGACACCCUUCAUUCUCACUUAAAGAGUUUUUUACAGUGCAAUUUUCAAACCGCCGAAGCCACACGAGCAUGAGAGUGUCCUCAUUUUCACCUGAUUUGUCACCGAUGGGUGGGGGGAGGAGGAGGUUGUUGUGGGUGUUGGUAUGGAAACAGCUGUAGUCACAGUCGCGGAAGGUAUGAAAAGUUUUCGAGUCGCGGCACCUCCCGGCGCGACUUUUUCGACAGUGCCAAAUUUCACGAUAAAAUUAACUCUUAGCAAGUACAGCCCUAGCGGAUCUAGACACCUCGAGAGAGGGGGCGUAAGGGGAUCUGGAGGACUGCCCUAAAAAUAUUUUUGAAAUUUUAAAGCAUCUUACAUGAAGUUUGAGUCCAUUUUUUCGUGAAAAAAUACAAAAUCUAAACGCCCUUUCUUAACUCCUCCGUGCCUUUCUUUUUUUCUUUCUUUACUUUUUCUAACUCCUUUUUUUCGGACGAACGAGGGGGGAAGGGGGGGCGCACGCCUUCUGCGUCCCCUCUGGAGCCCUAUUCACACCGUGCAGACAUUGACGCAACCUAUCAUUCAGCAGUUGGUUCAGCCGGCCGUGCCAUUUGCAUAUCCGGUUGAAAUUGACCAAAAGACUAGAUUCCUAUUGAAGCAAAAAAUGACAUUGAGAUCGUAAAAUUUAUUUUAUAAGUCCUAAAACUCCCUCAAGUAACAUCUCAAUUUUAGCUUCGCCAAGGAGGUUUUUUUCAGGGAGUAAUAGAAUCGGGUCUCAGAUGUGCUCAACGCUACGUCGAAUGUUGCACGACCAAUCGAAGGAACAUUUUAUGUUUUUAUAACGCAGUAUUAUCUACACUGAGAAUAAAUUUAUUGUUUCACAAACUA
This is a messenger RNA of Bemisia tabaci, 3789 nucleotides long. RefSeq lists its product as uncharacterized. The record is from RefSeq and is a predicted model, not a curated record. NCBI's taxonomy places the organism in Eukaryota, Metazoa, Arthropoda, Insecta, Hemiptera, Aleyrodidae.